UCCCAUCUAGUUCUCAUUUAUACUCUAAUAUGAAUGACCGACUGAGCCCUGGAAGUGACCAAAACGACAAUGCGUCUUCGUCAUCUCCUCCCCUAGCUAUACCAAAUCUUGCCUUCAGCAUUGGACCUUAUGGACUUCCACAAGGGAAAGCCCUAUUGGGAAGUAGCCCAUCAGCUGUUGCAAUGUUCUAUCCCCAGAUCUCAGCCUAUGAAAUCCAUCCCCUUAUUAUCAAUCAGCGACGCCGCUCAGCAUUUGAUAAAUCAGAUCCAGAUUUGACUGGCUCUAGUGAUGAUUCUGGCCCUCUGGGUCUUGUCUCUAGCCCUUCUUUUGGUGAUUCAACUCCUCUGCCUCUCAGUCUAAGGCACCUUUAUAAGGAUACUUCUGUUGCACAAAAGCAGCGGAAUGUAAAGAGAAAAGUUCAAGCCAGAGACCCUCUUGAACUAACCCAAGAUGACUGUGAUGAAAUUUACUCUGGAAGCGAUAUUGCGGGAAGUAGUCAGCAAGAGUCAGAAGCAUCUGACUACUCGCCUAAAGCUCGAAAAUCUUUUUUCUGCCGAGCCUGUGGCAAGUCCUUUAAAUUCCAAACAUCCCUUCUUCGCCAUAACAACAAGGUCCAUAUAAGCAAGUAUCAGUGUUCUACUUGCAAUCGAGUUUUUUCGCGACAGGCUUACCUAGAUGUUCACACUUCAAAGCCUGGAAGUGCAUGCUACAUCGAUCCAUAUACCAUGCAAUCAUCAGGUAAAUCACAGAAUUCUGCACUGCCUUUGAGUAUGGGUAUCAAAUACGGAAAGUAGAUUUUAUGUGGACACAGAAUGACUCAGAGAACAACCAGUUAUCUUUUAAUCAGAGUAGGAACUGAAAUUGUUGAACGUGCUUUUGAAGCUGAUGAGGGGAGGAGUAUGUGUAGUAUUUUUCAAUGUUCACUGUAGUACAUUUCAUUAGUAUCUUCUUUGUUUUCCUUUCUUUCUUUGUAAUUAAAUUGUAUCUGAUAUCAUCGAUUGAUAUUUCUCAUAUAAUUGAGUUUUUAAGUACUACUGAGAUUUUCGAAUAAUAUUUAACUUAAACAAGCAAAGUUACCAUGUUUACAUGAUUAAAAGAAACCUUAUUUUAUUAUUUGCUGUUUUGAAUCUUUGACAAUGGUAUGUGUCCUAUUGUCUUGUCAUAAGCUUGUCUUGCAGGGGUCCUAGGGAAGUCAUUUCCUUGACUCUGCCCUUUUAGUUAGGUUGAACCUUAUAUCUAUGUGUAUCUUGUAAUUGUGUAAACACGGUUAGCAGGAAAUCCUUUUUAGCAUUGAUUGGGCAGCUUUUGACCCAUGAUUCUGGUCUACAGUAUUUACAGUACCUCAGUGUUUGUUCUUUGCAAUCAGGCACAGGAAAUUAUACUGAACAACCUUAAAAUUUUGUGAAAAUGAAUCUACUUUGAGUGGUUUUUAACCAAAAGUAGAAGUGCCUUGUCAAGUUCCAAUAAUACUUGUCAAAUGGGCAGUUAACUGUGUGUACAACUUGCUUAUAUAAUUUGAAUCUCAAUCCGUCUGUUCUGAUACAGUGUAAGCUUUUGGUGUGACAGGGAGCUAUUUGACAUCUUAUUGCUAAAGAAGUGAGUGUGUUGUUUUCAUUUUUAAUAAUCGGAGUAGUCUAAGAAAAUUUUAUGAAAGACUUGCCACAGUCAGUCAAAUGUAUCAUAGUACGUACUGUACUUUUGCUAGGGGAAUGUUAAUUACUGUUCGAUUUGCUUGUAAUGAGCAUUGUGCUAAAUUUUCUUUUUUUCAACAUUUGACACUUUUUCUUAAAGACUGAGGUACUGUCAUACUCACACAGAACACAGGGAUUUAAUCAUCCAUAUGUAUGGAAUACUUAUUUAUUUCCCACUCUAGUUUUCUUUGGCAAAGAAUCAGAAAUUUUGAAUCAAAAGACAUCUUUAAUCUGCCUCUGUUGGGUGACUCCCCUUUUCAUCAUCAUUAUUGGCUAUUUAUGUAUAUAUAUAUAUGCAUCAUGUGAGCAGAUCAUUUAUUUAAUUUAAGGUCUUUAAUAUUUGCACUAAUUAGCCCCUAACAAUUUCAAUGUAUGAACCAUAGCUAUCCUUAACUUUAUUCCCAAGAUGGGAAAAUACGAUAUUGACUCAGUUUUAUGAGUGAAAUGUUUUGAUGUACGGUAUGUAUAGCACAUACUUAUUUAUUUGUGCUUUCUUUUCUUUAUUUUAGGCCAGAGUUGCCAAUCAUAUCAGUAGAAUUUUACACUGUCCUACGUAGGCUUCAUUGAAUGUUGCUUGAGAGGUGAUCUUUGAUCUUAUAUUAGAGUUUGGAAAAAUAUGGACUGAAAUAGGUAUUUGCUGCAUUUGUUGUUUUAUGAAUUCUAAUUUAUAGUUUGGCUUUUGCUGAGAUUUAAAAUAUUAUUAUAGGGGGAAGAAUUUAUUGUGUUAGUUUUGUAUGAAUGUGAAUUGGACAGAAGAACUAGACUGAAAUUGUGAAGCAAUUCGUUCUUUGGGCUGUGACUCUAAUCUUUGAGCUGUGAUACUGUGGGACAUUGAGGAAAGGUUUGGUAUGCAAUUUCACUUUUACUGUAAGUUCUUCUAUGUAACUUGCAUUCAAUUAGGAAACCUUACUCUGAUUAUCAUGUGUGAUUUCAAAGUCUGCUCAUCUCCUCUCUUAUGUGUUUCUUGAAAGGACUGGUAUGGUUUUAACUUUAAACUUUGUUUUUAAAUACUGGAAUGCCCUUGUAUGAGUUGAAGCUAUUUCCAGUAACUUCCUGUUGCACUAGAUUUAUAAUUUUGAUUUACUAGUUCAAUGUAUCAGAAAUGAUUGAGUUGUGGCUUCUUAGGAAUACUACUUGUAAAUCGUUUGUGUGCAUUUGAUAGGCAUAUCAAAAUGGAAGGAGUAGGUACAUUGUCUACAACUUUACUAGACCACGUGCAGAUUUCAGGUUAUUUAAAAUUGGACUGAAAGUGUCUACAUAUUGAAUGUGUAGUUUCCCUUUUAAUUUUUCCCUUUUCUUUGCACUCUUUGCUUAUAUUUAAGACUACAACAUUUUAAAAUAUGUUCUAUGGUAGGAAUAUAAUGUUUUUAGAUAGUUAGUGCAUGUUUGUUAAUAUAUGGUGGAUCUAGUGAACAAGUCAUUGCAAAUGGUAUUUCUAGAGUAAUUUUAUUUUGCUUUUAAUGUAUUUUUAUUUCAAGGAUUAAUAGAGGCUUGCUUUGUAUUCUAUCUUUUGGAUGAAAUUCUAUAUUCUCUCUUGCCCUUAGGUGUUUAAUUUUUAAGAUAAUUGUGAUGUACAUCUUCAACUAUUUGUUCUUUACUACCUAAAGUUAAUGCAUGCUUUGCUUGUUGCCUCCACACCUACCGCUGUUUUCAAGACCAAGCUCUUAAGAUUUUACAUUUGUCUAUAUUUUACAUUUAUUGAUCAAAAAUUGCUCUGCUGGUCUCAUGAAGGUGGGAUUGUGAAUUAUGGUGACUUUACCAUCACAAAAAAGGUGGGUGGGCAAAAUUAAAAAUAAAAAUCUAUGCCCUGGUUAAUGACAUUUUCUUAUUUUUGGGGGGAGAAGUAAUUUAAAGUUGUAAGAUAUAUAUUAUCAGGUGUCUUGGUUGUAAACAUUUUCGUAACUGAUUUUUUUUUUCAUGAAUCUUUGUGGUGUGCAUUGAUCAGGGUAUUGAGCUACAAGUGUGUUGAAUGUAUGUACAUUAUUUGACUUUGUGGGUCUUUUUAUGUCAAAGGCAGUGGAGCCACAAUUCUAAACAAUUACAUAAAGACUGUAUUGAGGGAAAAAACGGAAAUGCGGUGACACUUUUUGAAAUUUGUGAUGACCGGGUUAGGCCCUUUUUUUUUUAGUUUUUUGUUUUCUUGAAUGUUGGUAAAAAAGUAAAAAAUAUCAACCUUUGUUCGUUUAAAGGGUAACUUGAAUCCCUUUCAAGUCACAGCAAGAAUUAUUGGUUGGGUGUGAACAUUUUCCUCUGUUCUAAUGUCAGAAGGUUCACACUAACUUUAUUUAUACCCUCAUAAGUGACAACAAGAAAAGCGUACAAUAGCUGUUUGUGUCAGGUGUUCUAAACUGUGUGUACGUACAUUUUAUUUUUCUUAUUCUUUACAAAAACUUUGUUCUGUAAAGUAAAGGUCCUGUUUACAGUGUGAUAUUCUUUAAAGUAUGAUAACUCAAAACUUUACAAUGGUACAGAAAAUCACAAUUUUGUUCAUUGUCAUAAACAUUUUUUAAGACUGGAUCCACGUGUUUGGAUAAGCUAAAUGCUUUUGGUGACUUAACUUCAAGCAAAGAUUGUUGUAUUUUGAUUUGAGUUUUUUAAUUCUGAAAUCAAGAAAAAAAAAAGUACUACAAAUCAUUAGUAGUUUUGAGUAUAUGUAGUAAUGAAUGGAUAAGCUUGAUCCGUAAGGGUAUGAUUCCUUUUUUACUUCCGUGAGAAAAAUAUUAUAAUUGAUAAUCAUAACUUCUUAUUCUGGCUCGAUUAUCUGGUCACCCACUAAACUUCUUUUUCUUUGGCAUGCAACCCAUUCUACUUUAGUCGAGUGCAGGUGAGAGGGGAAGUUGGUAGACACUUGUCUUCACUAAUGUGUAGCUUGUGCUAUCUGAAGAAGUACAGCAGUAUGGGAAGCUUACCCUAGAGAAAAGAAAAGUUCAUGUGGGCCUCUGUUACAAAACUCCCUAUCUACCUACCGUUUCUUGCAAUCAAAUGAAUUCAGGGCCUCAAAUUUUUUAAAAAGGUAUAAUGACGCUGAGUUAGCUGUGUUUAAUGUGGUGUAGUAAUUUGAAAAUCUUGUGCAUUUAUUUAGAGUUUCCCUUUUUAAAAUUGAAAUGGUUUAAUGUAUAUUUUUAUACUGUUGUUCCUCACAAUUAUUUAAAAUUUAAUUGGAAAUGCUAAUAAAUUUCUUAUAAGAAAGUUAUUCCAUCCUCUGUGUACAGAAAUAAUGUCUUCUUCUAUUGUAGGUUUUCAAUGUUUGGUCUAAUGUUUCGCUAUCGACCUGUGACUACAUACUAACUCUUGGUUUGUCUUGGUGUUAGGUAUCAGACAACUGUAGAAAACAUUUACCUCUUGUAUACAACUUUACCUGCCCAGUUAGUCUUAGGGGCAUGUUUACAUUGGAAAAAAAACUUGUAGUAUAGACCAAUUUUUUAAAAAUUCAAAAAUUCAAUGUUGUCUCUCUAAAACAUUAUCUAUCAUAAGUAAUGCUUCUUAGUACUAAUUUCUGGGAAGUACUUAGACAAACUCAGUGUUAGAUAAGUGUAGUAGGCCCAGUGAAAUGUUCUGUUGGUCACAUUCUAGAUAGAAUUUGAUGUGAUAUGUAAUUGAUUAACAUGGGAUUAUAAAUUCAAUGAGGAUUCUCUAACUACCUAAAAGAACAUGUGUACACAAUAAUGCAUACCAUUAGGUACAAAACUGGAAAAUAAAUUUGUUCCAAACAA
Messenger RNA from Frankliniella occidentalis (western flower thrips), 5404 nucleotides. RefSeq names its product zinc finger protein 70. The coding region runs from base 30 to 794 and encodes 254 amino acids. The transcript is spliced from 5 exons. The record is from RefSeq and is a predicted model, not a curated record. NCBI's taxonomy places the organism in Eukaryota, Metazoa, Arthropoda, Insecta, Thysanoptera, Thripidae.